AUGACUUCGGCAGACAUCUCUGAAGGUACCACCGAUCCUCGCAUUGACGAGACGACGGCCUUACUCGCUCCACCAGCCAAUGUACCACCGCCCCUUGACGAUGAGCAAGGUGUUACACGCAACGGCCACGCGGACGAAGAUGACAAGCCGCUGCCAAAGGAUCAGAUCUUCUUCCUCUCCUUUGCGCGUUCGGUCGAGCCCGUGGCGUUCUUCUGCAUCUUCCCCUUCAUCAACCAGAUGAUCUGGGAAACAGGCGAAGUUGCGAAGACAGACGUUGGAUUCUAUAGCGGACUAAUAGAAUCGCUCUUCUCCCUCACUCAAAUGUUGCUCAUGAUCCCCUGGGGCCGAGCCGCCGAUUACUGGGGACGCAAACCCGUGCUGGUAUUCUCCUUGGGCGGCGUCACUGUUGCCACGGCCGUCUUUGGCCUCAGCAAGACCAUCUGGCAGAUGAUCCUGCUCCGCUGCUUUGCGGGCAUCUUCGCAGGCACUAUCGUGACCAUUCGAACGAUGAUCACGGAGAAUAGCACACAAAAGACUCAAGCUCGGGCAUUUAGCUUCUUCGCAUUCGCAGGCAAUCUAGGCAUCUUUUUGGGCCCCUUACUCGGCGGUACGCUUGCAAAGCCGGCGACGGUAUACCCUCGUCUCUUCGGCCAUAUCAGAUUCUUGCGCGAAUACCCUUACGCAUUGCCUACGAUCGUGACGGGCUCCAUCGGGGCUGUUGCCACUAUAACUAGUGCAGUAUUCAUCAAAGAAACAUUGGUCCGUACAUCCAAGUCUUCAUCUUCACUUGACCCUCCGCCCAUGUCGACGCUCGAGCUGCUCCGGUCCCCAAAUGUGCCUAUCACAUUAUACAUCUAUGCACACGUGAUGCUGCUGGCAUACGCGUACACGGCCAUUAUCCCUGUCUUCUUCUUCACCCCCAUCUCGCUGGGUGGGUUCGAACUCGGGCCGUUCCAGAUCUCGCUGUUCAUGGGCAUUGGCGGACUCAGCCAGGCAUUGUGGCUUUUGCUUGUGUUCCCUUGGCUGCAAGCACGGAUCGGCACGAGUGGUGUCAUGCGCCUCUGCGCGAUCGCGUAUCCCUUCUUCUUUGCCGUGCUACCGCUCUGCAACAUCCUCCUCCGCAAUCGGUUGAACGCGAUCUUCUGGGCCAUCGCCCCAGUCAACCUCGUCAUCGGCAGCGGCGUCAGCAUGUCCUUCACCGCGAUCCAGCUUGUUCUUAACGAUGUCAGCCCCAGCCCUCAGGUGCUCGGGACGCUCAAUGCCCUCGCACUCACCAUUAUAUCGGGGAUCCGCGCGUUCUCGCCAGCUCUGUUCGCCAGCCUGUUCGCAGCCAGUGUGCGGAGCCGCAUCUGGGGCGGCCACCUCAUUUGGAUCCUUAUGUUAGCUUUCGCCAUCGGUUUCACUGUGAUUAGCCGUUGGGUGCCAGAGAAGGAGAAAACCAGUAAAAACGCGGCGCAGGCAGACGGUGAAUGA
Messenger RNA from Capronia epimyces CBS 606.96, 1473 nucleotides. RefSeq lists its product as uncharacterized. Gene Ontology annotation, biological process: transmembrane transport. The record is from RefSeq and is a predicted model, not a curated record. Bases 1 to 1473 code for a protein of 490 amino acids. Gene Ontology annotation, molecular function: transmembrane transporter activity. The transcript has 5 exons. NCBI's taxonomy places the organism in Eukaryota, Fungi, Ascomycota, Eurotiomycetes, Chaetothyriales, Herpotrichiellaceae.